Eruca vesicaria subsp. sativa (arugula) is the source of this 585-nucleotide messenger RNA. The record is from the annotation of a GenBank genome assembly. NCBI's taxonomy places the organism in Eukaryota, Viridiplantae, Streptophyta, Magnoliopsida, Brassicales, Brassicaceae.
AUGGAAGAUGCAGCCGCUCCAAACUCAGGUUCCGAUUUAAACCUCGGAGGAAAACGCGGCAAAUCUAUCGAAGAAUGCCAAGACAUGAUUCAGCGAAGUUUCCGAAAUCCGAUAGUGAAGUUUCUGAUGGAGCAAAUGGAGAAAUCUGGAUGCAGAGUUGGAGAUAAUUUCGUUAAGGCUGUUAAGUGUACUGGUCCUGUAGCUGGUGGAUUCACUAAAGGAAGAGGGAUUACUGUGUGUAGUAACUAUUUGACGAUUCAAGAUGAAGUGAACCAAGUGGUUAUACAUGAGUUAAUCCAUGCUUAUGAUGAGUGUCGUGGCAAGAAUUUGGAUUGGACUAACUGUGCUCAUCAUGCUUGCAGUGAGAUACGUGCAGGUCAUUUAAGUGGUGAUUGCCAUUUCAAGAGAGAGCUUUUGAGGGGUUUCAUUAAGUUAAGAGGGCAUGAACAAGAAUGUAUAAAAAGAAGAGUGCUGAAAUCGCUUCGUGGCAACCCGUAUUGCUCUGAAGUGGCAGCUAAAGACGCUAUGGAAGCAGUGUGGGAUACUUGUUACAAUGACACUAAGCCUUUUGACAGAGCUCCUUAA